UUAAAAACUUAUUAUUUAUAAGCAAGCUCUUUAGGCUUGGUCUAGCAUAUAGUUUUUCUACCAGUUUUACUUGUGAAGAAAUUGCAAAUUUCAAAGUCAAUAAAAAACCCCAGUAGCUCCGCAGCCCCAAAGGAAGCCUUCGGACUGUUAUUUUGUUACAGAAUAUUUUGGCAAGGAUAAUCUCACUUUUACAACAAGGUGCAAGGGCUAUAUCUAUCUUGGCAGCAGUUGGUUCAGUCUCCAUUGUGACUUUUAAAAGAGAGACCCCUGGUGGGUCCCCUGUGACUCACACAUUUCAGGUAUGAAGAAGGCUAAUCAGAAAAAUAUCAUAAAUGAAGAAGACUAACCAGAAAAAUAUCAUAAAACUACGGGAACUUUAAGGUAAAUCAUACGAGUAGAAGAUUGUUCAACCAACACAAAAGAGAGCCAGCUGGGCUGACCGACUACAGGUUAAGUUGGUCAGCUAGGGCAGCCCAAAAAGGAAGGCUGAUCAAGGUUGACAAAUCCUAGAGGGGGGCUUCCAAAUUUUCCAGCCCAUCAAGCCUGAACCAGCCCUGUAGAACUUUGGUUGCACAUCAAAAGACCCUCCACAUGUCCAAGCCACUAUCCAUGUAGCCUAACAACUUUUAACUACCUCCUAAAUUGACUCCAUAUUUUUUGGAAUGGAUAAGUUCAUGUGUUCCUCCACAUCCAUUGGUCAAAAAUAAGACACGAGUCGAAUGAUCCUUGUGCCACAUCAUCAAGGUAAACUUCUAUAUAUAGGCUUGAAAGAUGAAGGUAUCCUCUCUCAGAUACAUUCUCUACAUUCUUAAGCUUUCUUGUUUUUACUUUCUUUAAUAAAAUAUAUUGAUUCUCGCACAACGAAAGAAGAACCAAGGAGAGUUCUCCAUCCCUUUUUGAGGUCACUGGAGCUUCAGGGAAACACAUCCGGUGACCUAUUUUCAUAGGUUACGUCGAUGCACAUGCACAUGCUAAUAUGCUCUGAGGAUAUGUAUGGUAUAUAGUAUUGAACAUGAAUACACAACUUCUUUUCUUCUUAAUGUCAUCCAGUGUUUUAUAAUCCAUCAUACCAAACAUGUUGUAUAUGCAUUGUUGUGUACAUGUGUGACGCUACAAGAGGGUGACCUUAGACAUGGUCUCCUGCAAUAUAUAAAAGAUUGUUGAGAAUAAGAUUUAAAUGAUAUAGGCACUCUCUAACAAGUUAAGUUUUUAGAUCAAGUGAUUUAACAUGAUGUCCAAGUAGACGAAGGAUGAGUCUUGCCAUCAUCUAUCUAAUGAAAUUGUGCACGUGGAAUGAACACCGUCUCUUUUUGUGGGGAUGUGUUGAAGACAAUUUAAAUGACAUAUGCGUGGCCCUCUCUAACAGCUUAACCUUUUAAGAUCAAGUGGUUCUCGAAGGAUCCUUUAGUGCCUUUGCAGAUAUUCUCCUUGGGACACCAGCACGCCUGGUUUCGUAUAACAAACUACUUGUAUUUGUUUUUAUCCAGUGUAUUCUUAAGUCUGUUAAUCUCAAUAUGUACGGGUGUGCAAAUUCUAAAUUCUGCAUGCACUCUGUAACAAACUAUUUGACUGGAUUAUUCAAAUUUUCAUUAUAUGAACUUCUCAUCUUUUUACAGGGAAUCUCUCCUAUUUUGGCUCUAUAUGGAUUUUAUACUCUCAACGUUGCUUCCGAUGUCCCAAUUGGUUGCUUACAUUUCUCCAUUUCUGAUCCCGAUGGUUAUACCCUGGCUGGUGCAGUUUCAGGAGUUCUUAUUGCUGCCACCCAUGUUCGGGUAAUUGUCAGAAUCUUAGUUGGUGGCCCAGCAAAUCUGUGUCUUGAUGGUGCAGGAAAUCUGGCCAAUAAGAUGGGACACAAUUCAGGAGCUCCGGCAGCCUGAUUUGAUCUAAACUCUUAGUAAAUAGAUGAUUAAAAUUCUCGGUCCUGUUCCUAUUUCUAUCGGUUGAUGUAUUUAUGUAUCUCAGUAAGAUGGGGAGAUGCAUUGUAAAGAUUUGGAAAGACUGCUUGUCUUGUAUGGGGUCAAAACUUUGUAUGAAUUUUCUUAUCAGAAACUCUCUGUCUGAGCACUUGGAUUUUCAAGUCUUUCUUAUUGGUGUAAACCAUGUUUGAAUCUUGAAGCUGGUUAACUUGUGUUUCCUUGUUCAUUU
This is a messenger RNA of Olea europaea var. sylvestris, 2145 nucleotides long. RefSeq names its product AT-hook motif nuclear-localized protein 7-like. NCBI's taxonomy places the organism in Eukaryota, Viridiplantae, Streptophyta, Magnoliopsida, Lamiales, Oleaceae. The coding region runs from base 1515 to 1877 and encodes 120 amino acids. The record is from RefSeq and is a predicted model, not a curated record. The transcript has 3 exons. Gene Ontology annotation, molecular function: minor groove of adenine-thymine-rich DNA binding.